Molecule: messenger RNA, 747 nt
Organism: Striga hermonthica
Lineage: Eukaryota; Viridiplantae; Streptophyta; Magnoliopsida; Lamiales; Orobanchaceae
Source: the annotation of a GenBank genome assembly
AUGGAGCUACCUAAGAAGUCGGCCCAGGACCACGAAGCCCAGCCCGCCAAACAGAUUUUUAUCUUAUCGGGCCAGAGCAACAUGGCGGGCCGCGGCGGCGUCGACAAGCACAAGCACUGGGACGGCGUCGUUCCACCAGAAUGCUCCGCCGACGCCCACAAAAUCUCCCGGCUCAACGCGCACCUCCAGUGGGAGGCGGCGCACGAGCCUCUCCACCGCGACAUCGACUCCAAGAAGACGUGCGGCGUGGGGCCGGGGAUGUCGUUCGCCAACGCGGUGAAGGAGCGCGUGGGGGCGGUCGGCCUCGUGCCGUGCGCCGUUGGCGGGACCGCGAUCCGGGAGUGGGCGCGCGGCGCCCACCUGUACGAGAACAUGGUGAAGCGCGCCAAGGCGGCGGCCGCCGGCGGAGAAAUCAAGGGGCUGCUGUGGUACCAGGGGGAGAGCGACACGGCGUCGCAGCAGGAUGUGGAUUCGUACAAGGACAAUCUCGAAGCCCUAAUUCACAAUGUGCGCGCGGAUCUGGAUUUGCCAUCGCUACCCUUCAUUCAGGUUGCAAUUGCGUCUGGAGACGAAAAGUUUCUUGAGAAGAUAAGGGAAAUACAAAAGGGAAUUGAUCUGCCAGAUGUUGUGUGCGUGGACGCAAAGGGGCUGGCGCUGAAAGAAGAUAAUCUUCAUCUCACAACCGAGGCUCAGGUCGAGUUGGGCCGUAAGCUGGCGGACGCUUAUCUCACUCAUUUUCGGGGCUAA